This is a messenger RNA of Aspergillus novofumigatus IBT 16806, 1737 nucleotides long. Its product is annotated as putative DnaJ domain protein (Mas5). Gene Ontology annotation, molecular function: Hsp70 protein binding; ATP binding. NCBI's taxonomy places the organism in Eukaryota, Fungi, Ascomycota, Eurotiomycetes, Eurotiales, Aspergillaceae. The transcript has 6 exons. The coding region runs from base 205 to 1443 and encodes 412 amino acids. Gene Ontology annotation, biological process: response to heat; protein refolding. Gene Ontology annotation, cellular component: cytoplasm. The record is from RefSeq and is a predicted model, not a curated record.
GCAUCGUAUCAGUCACGAUCAAACACAACACAUCCCCUCAUCAGCAAAUACCUUUAUUCACUUCCAGAGCGCCUGUCUUCUGCGCGAUAAGCACCGCCAACCCACUGUUAGAUUUCUCGGAGUGCUCGGAGGAGGGGACAGCCUUGCCCAGUAUGCUUGUGUUGGACAGUCUCUCUAUCGUUAACAAUCGCUUACGCUGACCAGAUGGCUGGUGUUGAGAUCGACCUCUAUGAGGUCCUAGAGGUGUCUCGAAGCGCAACUAAAGACGAGAUCCGGAAGGCUUAUCGCAAGGCCGCGCUCGCGAGUCACCCCGAUAAAGUCCCCGAGGCCGAACGAGAAGCCGCAGAGGUACGAUUCAAAGCCGUCCAAGAAGCCUACGAUAUCCUUUACGAUGAAGACAAAAGACACCUUUAUGAUACCCAUGGCAUGUCUGCCUUCAAUGGCUCCGGCGAGCCCGGCAUGGCAGGCGGGCCGGAUCUAGACGACAUACUGGCGCAGAUGUUCGGAAUGGGUGGUGGGAUGCCCGGCAUGGGCGGCAUGCCUGGCGGACGGCCUCCCAAGCCUCGACGGAGCCCGGACGAGAACACAAAGUACGAAGUGCGACUAGAGGACCUCUACAAGGGCAAGACGGUCAAGUUUGCUAGCACAAAGAAUGUCAUUUGCAGUCUGUGUCAAGGUAAAGGUGGUAAGGACAGGGCGACCGCUAAGAAGUGCUCGACGUGUGAUGGACAAGGUUUCAAGCAAAUCUUGACGCGGAUGGGACAGUUCCUUACGCCAUCAACGGUGACGUGUUCGACCUGCAAUGGACAGGGAGAAUUCUUCAGUCCCAAGGACAAAUGCAAGAAGUGCAAAGGCAACAAGACAGUGGAGGAGAAGAAAAUGCUGGAGAUCUACAUCCCCCGAGGAGCAAGAGAAGGAGAUAGAAUCGUCCUGGAAGGCGAGGCGGACCAGGCGCCGGGCCAAGAACCUGGCGACAUAGUGUUCCACAUUGUGGAAGAGGAACACCCAACCUUCCGACGAGCCGGCGCAGACCUCACAGCCACCAUCGACGUCACAUUGGCCGAAGCGCUGACCGGCUUCUCGCGCGUGGUUAUCAAACAUCUCGACGGCCGCGGCAUCGAAAUCACUCAUCCCAAGACCCCGGUUCUGAAGGUACCCGGAGAAGGCAUGCCGCUUAAACGCAGCGACGCCCGGGGCGACCUGUACCUCGUCGUCAACAUCAAGUUCCCUGACGCCAAAUGGAAGCCCAGUGCAGCCGUCCUGGAAAGACUCCGAGAGAUGCUGCCCAAGCCGGAUCCAUUGAUCCAGGCCGACACAGUGGACGAAGUGGACUACGACCCUAAAGGAAACCUAGAUGAGUUUGGAGCCCGCGAUGGGCACGGUGGCUCCUCGUGGGAAGACGAGGACGAGGACGGAGAGCCAGCGCAGUGUGCGCCUCAGUAGAUUCUUUCUCGUAUCGCUUCUCUGCUCUGUGCUUUUCUGGUAGAUAUGCUCGAUCCAAGCUGAGGCGAGCCCUUCCUCUGGCAUCGCAGGCGUUCCGGAAUUGAUUUAUUGGCCUGUUUUCGUGGGAAUGCUACGAUUGACCUUGUCGUUCCUGUCUAUUCCAAGAAAUUUUGCUUCAUCUUACUAGAAUAAACCCAAUCAGAGCCAAGUUAUAGACCUGCAAGGGAGUUGCAAAGACCUCAAAGAGCAGGUUAGCAAAAAUGGCAAUGACCAGUUGUUGAAUCGUGUGCGCCG